Molecule: messenger RNA, 1659 nt
Organism: Triticum dicoccoides
Lineage: Eukaryota; Viridiplantae; Streptophyta; Magnoliopsida; Poales; Poaceae
Exons: 2
Coding region: 24-581 (185 amino acids)
Molecular function (GO): protein binding
Source: RefSeq, a predicted model, not a curated record
UUUGCCUGCAGGCACGGCCCGCGAUGCCGCCGCCGCGUGUGCGGGAGUUGGGGGAGAUGUACGAGCUCGUGGAGGAGAUCCUGCUCCUCAUCCCGCCUGAGGAGCCCGCGGUCCUCAUCCGCGCCUCCCUCGUCUGCAAGGCGUGGUGCCGCCUCCUCUCCGGCCACGCCUUCCGCAGCCGCUGCCGCACCUUGCACAAAACACCUCCAGUCCUGGGCUUCUUACAAAGGUGGGAGGACAACGUGGGGCGCUCCGUCCCCACCACAAAGUUCCGCCCCCGCAAUCCCGAGCGGCGGGACAGUUAUGUGCUCGACUGCCGCCAUGGCCGCAUUCUUCUUGGGUGUAGGUGGUACGAUGAGGGGGAGGAGGAAGCUGACGAGCAGUUGAAAGAGGAAGAAGAUGAUAUCGAGGAGGACGGUGAGGGGGAAGAAGCUGACAAGGAGGAGGAAGAAUAUGAUACGGAUGAGGAGGGGGAGGAGGACGACGAAGAUGAAGAUGAGGGGAAGGAAGAUGACAGGGUCUCGAAGAUGGUCGUCUGGGACCCCGUGUCGGGAAAGCCGAAUCCAGUUGCGCGGUCUUGACAUGUUCGACCCUGACGUCAACGGCGCAACCUAUUGGGGCACGGUGCUAUGUGCGUCGGAUGGCUGCAACCACGCUGCCUGCAACUUGGGGCCAUUUUUCGUCGCUUUAAUCGGCCUUGACAGCUACCGGCCGUAUGAUGACGAUGAUAAGAGGCUGCGGGCGUUAGUAUACUCGCCAGAGACCCGGGAAUGGACCUCAACAGCCACUAUUCACAUCGGUGGCGUUGGAAGAUUUGGAGACUACAUCAUCGGAAGGCCCAGUGUCUUUGUUGGACAAGCGCUCCACUUCCUCCUUCACGGGGAUCCAACUGUGGCCAACAUUUUUAUUCUCAAGUAUGACUUCCAUAGGCAUCGCCUAUCAGUCAUUGAUCUGCCAGAGCUGUGUGCGAGCAGCUGGACCCCCCCUCCUCAUCUCGGUGGAUGACAGUGGGCUGGGGCUCGUCCACCUAGACCAGGAUGGGCUAUGCUCCAUUUGGUCGGUGGAGGUGAGUGUUGAUGGAGUAGCGUCGUGUAUCCAACUCAAAGAAAUGGACCUCAAGGCGCUUGUCCCCAUUGGCUAUCCCAUGAGCUCAGACUCUCUAAAGUUGGUUGGCUGGGUGGAGGGCACCGAUAUCAUCAUUGCGGUCACAGAUCUUGGUGUGUUCACAAUUGAUCUCAAGUCUUUGAGGUUGAGGAAGUUGUCGAGUAAGCCAUAUAGUUUCACAUUCAAGCGAGAUUCAUUUAAAAACCUCUUUCUCUACACGAGCUUCAACAAUCCGCCAGCGGUGGCAGGUGCUGUGGCCGUGGCUGAAGCAAGAUCAGCAAGUUAAGCAGGACGUCAGAACGCAGCAGUUUGAAUCUCGGGCAAGCCGUUGAAGCAUGGAAGUUGAGCUUGAUCUUUUUGUGGUGGUUCUCAUUCUGAGUCAUAUCCUAUGUUUGAUAUGGGAGUCUUAGCUCUGGUAUCUUGUCAAGGGUCAGUUGUAAGUUGGUUACCCAGCAUGCAUGCAUGCUUGCUCCUCUUUGCAUGGCUUAUCACACUGUACUUCCAGUAACUGGUGGAAGAUAUGGUCACGAAAAUUGUCAAGCUCUUGUUCCUUUA